This is a messenger RNA of Vigna unguiculata (cowpea), 615 nucleotides long. RefSeq lists its product as uncharacterized. Lineage: Eukaryota; Viridiplantae; Streptophyta; Magnoliopsida; Fabales; Fabaceae. The record is from RefSeq and is a predicted model, not a curated record.
AAUUUUCUGCGCCCGUCGGUUACAAAUUGGAAAAAAACACUCACAAUUAAGUAUCUCUUUCAUUCUAUUAAAUUUCCAAGGCUUCUAGCCACCUUCUGUGUUCUUUCUGCAAAGCUUGAAGAUGAAGCGUCACGCAGCGCCCGGAGGAGCAGCACCACCACCAGUGGAGAACAAUGACAAGGUCGAGAAGCCAUUAACACCGGUGUCUCUUCCUCCCAAGCUUGAAAGGAAAAACUCCAUUGAGGCUGAACCUAAGACUUUACUUCAGGAGGAAAUGGAUAAUGCCAGGGAGGCAGCCCUCAAAAUCAUCAAUUCCCACACCAAGGAGGAAGCUCUGAAAAUAUUCCUGACGGGUUUGGUGCCCGUGGAAACAACCUCAAAGCAGGUGAAAAAGGAUGUUGUCGGGUCUGACUGUGAUGACUACGAGUGAAGCAUUGUUCCAUUGGAAUAUGCUAUGAUGGUGCUGGAAAUCUGAAGUUUAAGGAGUGCUUAUUUCUGUGUUUUCUUUGAUUUUCGUAUUGAUGUUUAAAUAAUCAAACAGUUCAUUCCCUUCAGUGGAGAAUGUUAUUGUCUUGUUGUUCUGAACUAUCUAAAUUAAAUUUCGUAUUUGACUUA